Funneliformis geosporum is the source of this 738-nucleotide messenger RNA. The record is from the annotation of a GenBank genome assembly. Lineage: Eukaryota; Fungi; Glomeromycota; Glomeromycetes; Glomerales; Glomeraceae.
AUGUGCCUUCCAGAACUCCCAGAAAAUGGAAAGUUUCAACAAGUUAAAGAAUGGCUUAAAAAGUUUGAAGAGGCAUUUGGUUAUGAAAACGUUGCAAAUAAAUGGACUACAGGAAAUGCAAGAGCAUUUAAAAAUUAUGGAGAAAACGAUUUGAAAGUGAUUUUUGGAUUAGAAGGAUCUCUUAUCUAUAAAUCUCUUCAUAAUAAUAAAGUUGCCACACAAAAUCGUGCCAGAGAAGCAGAGCCUGAUCAUCACAAAAGGAAGCCUCGGCCAAAUAUUUCAACGGAAGGACCAAUACAUCCACAAUCUACUACGUUCAUGCUUCCCUUUCUUGAACGGGACAUCUUUGAAGACGUGUUAAAUGGCUUUUAUUAUGGAAGGAAGUCAUUCGUCAUUCAUGGGCCAUACCAAUCUGGAAAGACUACGUUUCUGUUGGCACUUGAAGCAGCGCUCAGAGAGAAGUUUGAUACAGACAUUAAACAAUUUGACAUGACGGGAGCCACGGGCGACAUCUCGAUAAAUGGCCCGCAAGUUGGAUUUACUAAUUUUCUAUCAUAUCUUAUUUUUCAGGAAUAUCUUGAUUCAUCAGCAUUGUAUACAAAGCUUCAAUAUUGGCAGAGACGGCUUAUCUUACUUAUUGAUGAGUUCCAGUUUAUCUUCAGAUCCCAAGACCUUCUCUAUAUUACAAAGGCUUUCUUCAAUGCUCUCUCGUUCAAUUCACGUAUAUCCUACGUUGCC